AUGUUUUCUGAUACUUCCGACUCCAUCAAAUUUGGCAACGAGUUUGUUUUGCAACAAAGAGUCAGAGACAUUGCCACCAAAGGAUUUUCGACGAUUUCGCUACCGAAACCAGGCAAGAAGCCUUCUCCCAGUAAGAUCGAACCUGCCAUCGCACUGAUCCGUGAUGCCAUUGAUCAUCAAGAAGACUACUUGAGUGGGCUUACCAUGCGAAUUCAUCACACGGCGAGGCUAAUGGAAUGUCUCUACGGAAAGGAUGACAAGAUGGCCAUCUCUACCAUGCAAAAGACCAAGCAGAUCCAACACGAAUACGUUCAUAUCCUUCGAGUUAUUGCUGGUAUGAAGGCAUUUCAAAAUCAUAUCGAACUGGGCCUGAUCGCGCCGGGUGUCAAGAAUGUCGAAAAGAGUAUCAAGGAGAUUGAAGAUUGCCCAUGGAAAAACAAUCCAAGCACCGCCGGCAAAGAUGCCUUGGUGGCCAUGGUAGGAGAGAAGCGAUAUUUUCCUGUAAUGAGCUCGGGUGGAAAGAUUGGAUUGUCUUCCAAGCCACUAUCGCUUGGUGGCUCCGAGACUGGUUCAGUUUCUGAAUCAUUCUCUGCUGCAUCCUCCACUCUGUCCACAAUCACAGCCUCGUCUUCUCUUGCUUCUCCGAGAAGGAGCUUCUCGUAA
Cylindrotheca closterium is the source of this 663-nucleotide messenger RNA. Lineage: Eukaryota; Bacillariophyta; Bacillariophyceae; Bacillariales; Bacillariaceae. The record is from the annotation of a GenBank genome assembly.